This is a messenger RNA of Condylostylus longicornis, 1585 nucleotides long. RefSeq names its product glia maturation factor beta (gene GMF). NCBI's taxonomy places the organism in Eukaryota, Metazoa, Arthropoda, Insecta, Diptera, Dolichopodidae. Gene Ontology annotation, biological process: actin filament debranching; negative regulation of Arp2/3 complex-mediated actin nucleation. Gene Ontology annotation, cellular component: actin cortical patch. The transcript has 4 exons. Gene Ontology annotation, molecular function: actin binding; Arp2/3 complex binding. The coding region runs from base 158 to 577 and encodes 139 amino acids. The record is from RefSeq and is a predicted model, not a curated record.
GCAAACAUAAAGUAUUUGUGUUUAGUUUGUGGGUGUAGUGUAUUAUAGGGUUGAAAACGAGAAUUAAAAAUAUAAAAUUUUAAUAAAAUUAACUUAACAAUAUUGAAACAUCCUGUUUUUAUAAAUCAAAGUAACAUUCGAAUUUCAAUAAAAUAAAAUGGGUGAAAGUCAAAUAUGUGAUAUAAGUGAUGAAGUUAAGGAAGAAUUAAGAAAAUUUCGAUUCAGGAAAAGUACCAAUAAUUCAGCAAUGAUACUCAAAGUUGAUAGAGAGAAACAAAAAGUUAUUCUUGAUGAAUUCCUUGAUGAUAUAUCGGUUGAAGAAUUACAAGAGCAGCUUCCGGGACAUCAACCAAGAUUUGUAAUUUAUACAUACAAGAUGAAACAUGAUGAUGACCGGAUAUCGUAUCCAAUGUGUUUCAUAUUUUAUACACCAAGAGACAGCCAGAUUGAGCUUCAAAUGAUGUACGCUUGCACUAAAACAACCCUGCAAAGGGAGAUUGAUUUAACACGGGUUUACGAAAUUCGAGAAUUAGAUGAGCUUACAGAAGAAUGGCUUAGAGAAAAACUUGGAAAGUAAUUUGUGCAAAGUAAAAAAAUAUGUGUUCUUUUUAAAAAUACUAAUUGUACCAAAUUUAUUGAAUUCUAUACAAAAAACUGAAAUUAGUUGGAAUUAAAAAAUAAGUUCUAUCUACGUAUAUUAUACCAAUAAAACAAUAAAAGCAAUAAUAUUUUCAUUAAAAAAAUAUUAAUACCUGAAUUAGGAAAAUUUUUUACAACUUUUUUUAUUAACGAUUAUUGAUUACAAACUUAUAAAUGAAAAUUUUAUUGAAAAAGAAAUUUAUAUUUCAUACGAAACUUAAAUUAUAUUAGUCAUACAAUAUUAGAAUUUAGAAUAUACAUACAAAUAAAAGUAAUUGUUAUAUAAGAAUUAUUUGAGUAUUUAACAAAUUAAAUGGAAAAUUGCAAUAGUUAUACGGUUAUAACAAUUCCAAAUUGAUUUAUUAAAAUAUCACAAUUUCUAUGAAUUAAAAAAAUCAAAAAGACAACCUCAUUCCAUUUUCUCUUUCGAAAAUCCAAAAGAAAAUCAUUGCUAUUUUAAGGUUUACACAUCCCAUUGACAUACAUACAUACAUAAUAUGUAUAUCUAUUGUUUUUAGCAGUUCGUAUGACGAUUUCAAAACCAAUUUUAAUUAUCCUUUCUAUAACAAUUUUUUAAUCAUUCCGCAUUGUAUGAAAUUUGUUUAAAAACAAAAAAAGUAGAAACAAAUAUUGAAAAUAAUUGCUCAUAUCUUUUGUAUAAAAUAAAAAAUGUAUUAUGUAGUACAUUAUGUGAUUUUUAGCAACAAAGUUUAUAUUUUACAAACAAUUAAAGUGUUUUACUAGAUGUAAUUCAAUAUUUUGAUAUUAGAUAAGCAUGUAUUUUAUUGAAGAAUUAGUAAAAACAAAAAGUAGAUUUAAAGAUGAAACAAAAAAUAUGAAAAAUGUUACAUGACAGAAAAAUGUUUAUAAAAUUACAUACAUAUUUUAAAUAUGAACAAUUUUAUCUUAAAAUUUGCAUACAUACAUACGUAUAUUUAAUUAUGUG